Messenger RNA from Salmo salar (Atlantic salmon), 752 nucleotides. It is a transcript of the gene med31, whose product is annotated as mediator complex subunit 31. Gene Ontology annotation, biological process: regulation of DNA-templated transcription. Gene Ontology annotation, cellular component: mediator complex. Gene Ontology annotation, molecular function: transcription coregulator activity. NCBI's taxonomy places the organism in Eukaryota, Metazoa, Chordata, Actinopteri, Salmoniformes, Salmonidae. The record is from RefSeq and is marked provisional.
GCAGUUUACUGCAAAUAUGGCGACAUGAUCGGAAUGAUUUUGUUGUUGACCAGACCACAACAAUUAAUUCAGCAAACGAACAAUAUAUUCGUUUAAACAGCUUACAUAUUUUCGUUUUAAGGAACCUGUUGUUUUCGUGCAGACCCAGUCACCUUUAAUGGCAGGCGUCAUGGAAUCAGAGGAGCAGGCAAGGAACCGCUUUCAAUCAGAGCUGGAGUUCAUCCAAUGCUUGGCCAAUCCGAAUUAUCUGAACUUUCUGGCUCAGAGGGGUUACCUGCGAGAAAAACCCUUUGUGAACUACCUGAAGUACCUACUGUACUGGAAGGAGCCUGAAUAUGCCAAAUUCCUGAAAUACCCCCACUGCCUGCACAUGCUGGAGCUUCUUCAGUACGAGCACUUCAGGAAGGAGCUUGUGAAUGCGCAAUGUGCCAAGUUCAUUGACGAGCAGCAAUUACUGCACUGGCAGCACUAUUCCCGGAAACGCACCCGUCUGCAGCAGGCUCUGGCAGAGCAACAGCAGCAGCAACAGCUGCCUCAUGGCAAUGCUACUGCUAAAUGAGAGAGAGAGAGAGCGAGAGAGAGAGAAUCUGUGGCAUGAAAAAACAGGAUGAUUGAACUUGAAUGGACAUGGACUUAAAUGUCAAUUCAGCCUCCUGGAUAUGUAUGUGUGAUAUGGAUCAUGGGGAUGUCUCUUUUUGCUCUUAUUUAUGUUUCUGACUUUGUAUAAUAAAAACUACUUUUGGUUAAAAUGC